UCUUUCCCACUGAGUGGUUGUGGUUAUGCACCGAUAAUUUGCUGCCAUCGUAUUAAGAAGAGGAAGAAGAUAUCGUUCCCCUACAGACAGCAUGGCACUCAAGUCGGGAGAGGAGCGUCUGAAGGAGAUGGAGGCUGAGAUGGCUCUUUUUGAGCAGGAGGUUCUUGGGGGCCCAGUACCGGUAUCGGGAAGCCCACCUGUCAUGGAGGCAGUACCUGUAGCUCUGGCGGUCACAGCGCUUCCAGUAGUGCGACCCAUUAUUGGCACCAACACCUACAGACAGGUCCAGCAGACAUUAGAAGCCAGAGCUGCUAGUUUUGUUGGUCCUCCACCACCGGCCUUUGUGGGACCAGUUCCUCCAGUACGUCAACCUCCGCCUCCCAUGAUGAGACCAGCCUUUGUCCCGCAUAUCCUGCAGAGACCUGGUGGUCAGAGGCUGCAGGUGAUGCGUGGUCCUCCAAUAGCCCCUCCUCUGCCCCGGCCUCCUCCUCCACCUCCUAUGGUGCUCCCGUCUUCCCUGCAGGGCCAGAUACCUCAGGGGCCUUCUCAUCCCAUCCAGCAUAUAGUGGCUGCACCUCAGGUCGGUGAUAUGGUCUCUAUGGUGUCGGCACCUCCGGCAAGACAUGGACCCCUGCCUCCUGUCAAAACAACACCGUCCAUCAUCCAGGCAGCUCCGACCGUGUACUCCGCUCCUCCUGCUCAUAUUGGACAUAAAAGAAAUGAUGUUCGGGCUCAGAGACAAGCCAGAAUGGAAGAACUGGCAGCGCGCGUGGCAGAACAGCAGGCAGCAGUCAUGGCAGCAGGUCUACUCGACAAGAAGGAGAGCGAGGACAGCGGCGCCAUCAUCGGGCCGAGUAUGCCUGAGCCCGAGCCCCCCCACGUUGAGCCUGUGGAAAGUGCUACAGAAGACAAAAAGAAAGCAAAGUCUGAGAAGGUGAAGAAAUGUAUCCGUACUGCAGCAGGCACCAGCUGGGAAGACGCUAGUCUGUUGGAGUGGGAUUCAGAUGAUUUCCGUAUAUUCUGUGGUGAUCUUGGUAACGAGGUCAACGACGACAUACUGGCCAGAGCUUUCAGCAGAUACCCAUCGUUCCUCAAAGCUAAGGUGGUCAGAGAUAAACGGACAGGAAAAACCAAAGGCUACGGGUUUGUGAGCUUCAAAGAUCCAAACGACUACGUCAGAGCCAUGAGAGAGAUGAACGGGAAAUACGUUGGGAGUCGACCCAUCAAACUGAGGAAGAGCAUGUGGAAGGACCGCAACAUUGAAGUGGUCCGCAAGAAACAGAAAGAGAAGAAGAAACUCGGCCUCAGAUAAUUUUAUUGUACUCACCAGGGGACAGACGACGCUGUGUGAGAACUUUAUUCUUAUUUUGACCUGUCCAGUCUGGAGUUUGUCUCAGGUUGAACAGGUGUUAACUUUUGUUUUGUGUUUUUCUUCCUCAAAUAAACCCACCAUUUUUAAGUUGUU
This is a messenger RNA of Stegastes partitus (bicolor damselfish), 1465 nucleotides long. RefSeq names its product RNA binding motif protein 42 (gene rbm42). Lineage: Eukaryota; Metazoa; Chordata; Actinopteri; Pomacentridae. The record is from RefSeq and is a predicted model, not a curated record. The transcript is spliced from 12 exons. Gene Ontology annotation, molecular function: mRNA binding. Bases 92 to 1312 code for a protein of 406 amino acids.